Molecule: messenger RNA, 1372 nt
Organism: Mucor mucedo
Lineage: Eukaryota; Fungi; Mucoromycota; Mucoromycetes; Mucorales; Mucoraceae
Exons: 3
Coding region: 374-1225 (283 amino acids)
Source: RefSeq, a predicted model, not a curated record
AAGAGCCGUGUCAGAUACAAGGACGAAAUCCUCCAUCAUUCUGUGGAAGUUCUAUAUUCAAUUCGAAGCACAGCAAGGAAAUACAGAGAGAGCCUACAACUUGUUUUAUAGGUCGAUUCGUGAAUGUCCUUGGUCAAAAGAACUUUAUCUUAUUGGAAUUCAAGCGUUUGAAAAGACAAUGAAACAAUCCGAAAAGAAUGAAUUGGUUAGUCUGAUGAUGGAAAAAGAAAUCAGACUUCGACACCCAAUUGAGGAUGAUUUAUUGGCUUAGAGAUAAGUUGUCAACCAUGGAUAAAUAAGGGGAAUGCUGCGAAUAAUAAACCUUUUUUGUUCCUUUCUUUCCUUUUCUUGUUUUUUCCCCCAUUAAAUAAUUAUGCUGGGCCGCAGAAAUACAGUGAAUUUAUCCCAAGGCGAAUGGCCAUUAUGUCGCUACUAUUAUACACAUAACAAUGGUAGCUGCGAUGACAUAUUAUUGUUUCCAAAAGAAAUUGCUAAAAGACGAGAGACCAGAAAGAGACUAUCACCGAUCUGUAAAAAAAGAAGGCACACUUAUCCUGUCGUAUUUUUCGAUCAAAAGAUACUCCAACCACGUUCGGGAAAAAUCACUCGAAGAUGGUCCACCAUUCGUACUACCAAUAAACGGCAGACAUUAGCCGACAUCCUUUCUAGUAUGGCCCGUGCUGACAACAUUCUAAAAUCUGGCAGUAACAAAAUCCUCAAUGAAAAGUGGGAACUAAUGCGCUCAUACAGAGGAUUAGAUUCCGAAAAGACCGAACAGCCAGCUACGGAUAGUAAUAAUGGUCAAAGUAGCCAUCCUACGGUAGAUCAGCCUGUAUUGAUUAUAGAGAUGCCAACAGGAACCACAGCGACACUAUUAGAUAGCAGUAUACAUAUCAGCAGCUCACUGGUAGCCAACCCACCCACAUCUCUUGCUGGACAGGAGACGGGUCACAGUUCUAUCGAUAUGGGCUCUCCUGAGCCAAUAACGCCACUCCCCACUCCUCCUUCGCCGCCUAAGGAAUCACUGGUCGACGUUUUUUUAUUUUUAUUUGGCUUUGUAAUUUUCCCAUUGUGGUGGGUAGGUGCUUGGUUUUACGUGAUCCAAAAACAAGAUGGCGUCACAAAGAGACGUGAAGUCUUCCAGCUUUUGAACUGUUGUAUGAGUCUAGUAAGCUUACUAUUGAUCGGUCUAAUGAUUGGUUUAACCGUGGGCAUGAACACAUGACCGUGAGAUAAUUCCAACCAGUGUUAUACCUGUAUUCUGUAAUAUUUUUCUUUCUCUUUUCCUCCCUUGUUGUUCGAUAAUAAUAGUAAUAAAUAUGGGUCUUUAUUCAGCCAUUGUACCAAGAGCUACAGCUGCUUUCAAAAAACA